AUGGGUUGACACCAAUCAAUUUUACACCAUUGCAAGACAAGGCAAAAACUCCAUUAUAGUCUUUUGAUUUGUAUAAACAAAGGAGCUGUUCUAAACUUGUCUGAGGCAGCAUUUAAGUAGUGAGGUGCUUUCCUGUUCAUCUUUUGUUUGAUCCUCAGGAAACUUGUUACAUUUAUACCACACAUCUUGAAAAAGUUUCCGGUUUUCGGAUCUUUUUCCAAGAAGGAAAAAGUAUGGCAUUCACAGGAACUUUGGACAAAUGCAAGGCUUGUGAUAAGACUGUUUAUGUGGUUGAUAUGUUAUCCCUUGAAGGAACGCCUUACCAUAAAUCCUGCUUCAAAUGCAGCCACUGCAAAGGAACUCUUGUGAUGAGCAACUACUCCUCCAUGGAUGGAGUCCUCUACUGCAAGCCUCAUUUCGAGCAACUUUUUAAGGAAUCUGGCAAUUUCAGUAAGAAUUUUCAAACUGGAAAGUCAGAGAGGAAUCAUGAGCUGUCUAGGACACCCAGCAAACUCUCUUCCUUGUUUUGUGGAACCCAAGACAAAUGUGCAGCCUGCGAGAAAACAGUGUACCCCCUUGAGAAGGUGACAAUGGAGGGUGAAUGUUACCACAAGACAUGUUUCAGGUGUGCUCAUGGUGGGUGUCCUCUUACACACUCAUCUUAUGCAGCUCUUGAUGGAGUUCUUUACUGCAAGCAUCACUUUUCUCAGCUCUUCAUGGAGAAAGGCAAUUAUAGCCAUGUUCUCAAGGCUGCUACCCAUAGGAGGAAUGCUUCGACAACUUCUGAACCAGCUGAGACUGAACCAGCUGAGACUAAACCAGAAGGACCUACUGGUGAAGACAACCACACAGAGGAUCGAACUUCAUAAAUUACCAUUUAUACUUCUCAUCAGCAUUUUUCUGGCGGAAGAGGAAGACCUCCUCAUCAUGUUCAAACUCUUCUUUGAGUGUUGACAAAAUUAUUUUGAAUUUUCUAUUUUAUUUUAUUGUUACCGGAUCAUGUGAUACACUACUGCUGUCAAAGUAAACAUUUAUGCCGUUAAAACUUAACAUAUGCACGUACAUAUU
Messenger RNA from Pistacia vera, 1068 nucleotides. Its product is annotated as LIM domain-containing protein PLIM2b. Bases 234 to 869 code for a protein of 211 amino acids. Gene Ontology annotation, cellular component: plasma membrane; actin cytoskeleton. The record is from RefSeq and is a predicted model, not a curated record. Gene Ontology annotation, biological process: actin filament bundle assembly. Lineage: Eukaryota; Viridiplantae; Streptophyta; Magnoliopsida; Sapindales; Anacardiaceae. The transcript is spliced from 5 exons. Gene Ontology annotation, molecular function: actin filament binding.